This is a messenger RNA of Symbiodinium sp. CCMP2592, 1149 nucleotides long. Lineage: Eukaryota; Dinophyceae; Suessiales; Symbiodiniaceae. The record is from the annotation of a GenBank genome assembly.
AUGCACCAUGCGUCAGCAAUCUCGUGGCCAUUGCCUCUCCAAGGCAUGCACAGCAAGGGUCGCAAGCAUCGUGUCUUGGCUGCAUUUUUCGUGGCCGGACUGGAUCCAAACUUCCUUCAAAGUCUGCAACCACAACAACCAGCAAAGUGCAAGAAGAUCAUGAAUGAUGCGUACUUCUGUGCCAAGCCGCCAGACUACUCCUCGCGGCCGAAAUCGGAGCUGCAGCGCCCGGCAGCCCGCGCCUUUGCAGAGCAGGUCGGGCUGGUCGGGGAGUUCUCGAAGCAGAGCAUCUUCUAUCUUAAGGAGGCGGCACAGCUGAUCGAUCGGGCGCAUCAUCGACUUGAUGGGCUCCAGUACACCCUCGACAAGGCAGACAAGGAUUUGGGCCGAUUCUAUUGUGACGAGCGCCAGUCUCUGCGCAUGACCAUUGCCUGCAUUCCAGACCUGUUCAUGCAAAGGUGUGGUGACUGCAGCAUGGAAGCUUACCAGGAGGCCUCUCGCGCUCGGCUUCUGCUUCCGGAGCUGCAGGUCCUGGCCUCGAUCACGGAGCUGGAUUUGACGGGCCGCUCCUUGCGAGAUGCUGGGGCCAGGCUGGUGGCGGAUGCUCUUAAGGGUUGCACCUCGCUGAGAAGCUUAAGCCUCCGCUGGAACGGCAUCCGAGAGGAGGGAGCAGCCGCACUUGCAACUGCCGUUCAGUGCAGCAGCCUGAGAUGCCUGGACGUCUUCUGCAACUCCUUCGGCGAUCGGGGAGCUGUGGCGACGGCCGCGAUGCUGCCCCGGAACGCCACGCUGCAGAAGCUGGACCUGGGCUGGAACUCCAUCGGCGACCCCGGUGCAGCCGUCUUGGCUGCUGCGCUGAAGCAGAACACGGCUCUCAUCGACCUGGGGCUGGAGCAGAACGCCAUCACGGCUGCAACGGCUCUCGCGGAGGCCCUGGUCUCGAAGAACAGCUGCAUACGGCUGGCCGGCAACCCGUUGGAGGAGGACAGCAUCCAGGUCCUGGAGCGAUUGGUUGAGAGUGGUCAGCUGGGAAGUUUGGAUCUCUGCACCGUGGCCUUCAGCGAUCGUGCCUCACUGAGCAGUGAGCUGGCAGAGGCUGAGCGAGCAGCCCGAGUCCGCGAAGCGCAGGCUCAAGAUCUUGCCGCCUAG